Choloepus didactylus (southern two-toed sloth) is the source of this 3788-nucleotide messenger RNA. It is a transcript of the gene B3GALT2, whose product is annotated as beta-1,3-galactosyltransferase 2. The transcript has 2 exons. Gene Ontology annotation, cellular component: membrane. Gene Ontology annotation, molecular function: N-acetyl-beta-D-glucosaminide beta-(1,3)-galactosyltransferase activity. Bases 706 to 1971 code for a protein of 421 amino acids. The record is from RefSeq and is a predicted model, not a curated record. NCBI's taxonomy places the organism in Eukaryota, Metazoa, Chordata, Mammalia, Pilosa, Megalonychidae.
GCCUGCCUGUGCAGCAGCUGAGGAACCGUGGAUUUCAUAUUAUAGAAAAGAAUCCCAGUAAAACUGCUCAAAAUCCUUCCUGCAGCUGCCAGGCAACAACGAAAGAAGAGAGGCAAAUCCUAUUCUUUUCCAUUACAACGAAGCACUACAUUCUAGCUCUGGCUGCUUUACAUUGCAGCUCACUGUUACUACUAGAAAUAUGGAUACUGAGAAGAGAACACAGCACUGCAUUGUCCAGCCAGGAAAACAGCAGAUGUAGAAAGCUUCAAUGCAUCAACUAUCGGGAAGAGUCAACAGUGCUUCAAAUAGAAUGGACAACUAUCACUCUUUUGUUUAAAGAAAGAGAGAAAAGGAAAGGAAAAAUCUCAGAAGGACUACGACCCAUAUGAACAAGGAAGGUAACUUGAAGACAAGCAGACAGAUGGACACUUUGAAUACUGUGAAAAGCAAUCGCAGGAGGCAGACUGUUGGGGGAUGUGCGCAUGUUCGAUAGCAUCUUUUUUGGCCGAAGUGAUGGCGUGCCAAAAGUAUUUUCAGUGGGCAUAAUCCUCUCACCAUAAAUGGCCUGACCAAGGAAGAAUGACUGCGAGGGAUACAAAGUGACCAAAUUGGAAAAUGAUUACCAAAGAACAGUAUUGAUUCAGGAGAAGAAAACAUCAUUUUAAGACACCAUUUUCUCAUAUCCCAUUACUGGAUAUUUACAACAUGCUUCAGUGGAGAAGACGACACUGCUGCUUUGCAAAGAUGUCCUGGAAUGCCAAGAGGUCUCUGUUCCGCACCCAUCUUAUCGGUGUACUCUCUCUAGCGUUUCUUUUUGCUAUGUUUUUGUUUUUCAAUCAUCAUGACUGGCUGCCAGGCAAACCUGGAUUCAAAGAAAACCCUGUGACAUACACUUUCCGAGGAUUUCGUUCUACAAAAAGUGAGACAAACCAUAGUUCCCUUCGGAACAUAUGGAAAGAAACAGUCCCUCAAACUCUGAGGCCUCAAACAGCAACUAACUCCAAUAACACAGACCUGUCACCACAAGGAGUUACAGGGCUGGAGAAUACACUCAGUGCCAAUGGAAGUAUUUACAAUGACAAAGGUACUGGACAUCUAAAUUCUUACUUUAAAUAUAUUAUCAAUGAGCCUGAAAAAUGUCAGGAGAAACAUCCUUUUCUAAUAUUACUAAUAGCUGCAGAACCUGGACAAAUAGAAGCUAGAAGAGCUAUUCGGCAAACUUGGGGCAAUGAAAGUCUAGCACCUGGUAUCCAAAUCACACGCAUUUUUUUGUUGGGCGUAAGUAUUAAGUUAAAUGGCUACCUUCAGCGUGCAAUACUGGAAGAAAGCAGACAAUAUCAUGAUAUCAUUCAACAGGAAUAUUUAGACACAUACUAUAAUUUGACCAUUAAAACACUAAUGGGAAUGAACUGGGUUGCAACAUAUUGUCCAAAUAUUCCAUACGUUAUGAAAACUGACAGUGACAUGUUUGUCAACACAGAAUAUUUAAUACAUAAGUUACUGAAGCCAGAUCUGCCUCCUAGACAUAACUAUUUUACUGGUUACCUAAUGAGAGGAUAUGCACCCAAUCGAAACAAAGAGAGCAAGUGGUACAUGCCUCCAGACCUCUACCCAAGUGAGCGCUACCCUGUCUUCUGUUCUGGAACUGGUUAUGUUUUUUCUGGAGAUUUGGCAGAAAAGAUAUUUAAAGUUUCUUUAAGUAUCCGUCGUUUGCACUUGGAAGAUGUGUAUGUGGGGAUCUGUCUUGCCAAGUUGAGAAUUGAUCCUGCACCCCCUCCCAAUGAGUUUGUGUUCAAUCACUGGCGAGUUUCUUAUUCAAGCUGUAAAUACAGCCACCUAAUUACCUCUCAUCAGUUCCAGCCUAGUGAACUGAUAAAAUACUGGAACCAUUUGCAACAAAAUAAGCACAACGCCUGUACCAAUUCAGCAAAAGAAAAGGCAGGCAGGUAUCGCCACCGUAAACUACACUAGAAAAGACAUUUUUUUAAAAAUGUGCAGUCUGUAAAUAUUGCUAAAAGCAUGUAUAGUUAAAACUGAUACAUCCAUAGGACAAGUUUUAGUUAAAAUCCAUUAUGUAAAGGAAUUCAAGAAAUAUUUUUUUAAUUUCUGAAGGGGGCAAUUCUUAAAAUAACAUUAUAUAUCAAAAAGGUAUCCCAAAAGAAUCUAUAAAAAACUGUAUAAGGGGGUUCCAUGUAUUAACAUGCAAUAACAAGCAUGCAUACAUCAAUGGUUCAAUUCUUAUUUUAGAGGCCAAUAAAAUAUACUUGCAUACAUUUUCCACAUACAUUCCAACUAUUUAAGAAGUGGAGACAGUUAAAGGAUUUAGUUUUAGUUUUAGAUUUAGUUUUUCAUUUUAAUACACAAUUUAAAUGUAAAUAAAACAUCACUAUCAAUUUUAAGGAAACUUUGUGAAAGGACAAAACUUCUGAACUGACUAUUGCAGAGUUCUCAAAAUUAUAUUCCAUGCAAUAAGAUUUAGUUAUUUCACAAACAUAUCUAUAAAGUUCAGAUGUUUCAUCAACACAGUUUUCAUCUAAAUAUUUGCUUUUUUAAAAGUAAUUGAGAUUCCUUUAAUACUCUCAUAUAUUGGGGAAAAUUAUUUUGAAAAGACGUGAUAAAAUGUGAAAACCAACGUGUCUCAGGCUCAAGCUUUUAUAAAAAAGUUAUUAAAUGUUUCAAAACAAACAAAUUUUGAGUCUUCAUUGGUGUUGAGGGCCAAACUAGGAUUUCAAUGAGUUAUUCAAUUAGAUUAGUUAUUGUACUCUUAAAGAGUACAGCCAUUUAACUUCAAGUAUAUCUAACUGUAAAAACAUAUCAUGUUCCUCCAAUUGAAGCAAGAGUGAUCACUUAGAGGCACAAAGAGGAUGUAUUGAUGAAAAAAGAUACAGGAUAAAGAGGGCAACAGUAGUUUCAUUCAAUACAUUUUUAAGAUGCAUGUCUGCCAAACUGCAACAUAUGGGAAGUUAAUUUCCUGACAGUAGAUGUACACAUACCAAUACUUACUUUAUGGCACCUAUUUCUUUGUCUGAGUGCCAAGUUUACAAACCUGCAAUUUUUAAUUUGGUAGAUGAGAAAUAUUCUGCAUCAUCAAUUAAAAACUUUUUUAGAAGCUGGGAGAAAGCUACAAAUGUUUGAUGAACACCUGAAUCUAAUUCUAGGAUGAACAAUGUAUAUGAUGCACUUUUAUCCAGUUUUUAAUAAAAAAAAUAAGGUAAGCAAAAAAAUUUUCACUGAGUGUUAUGAUACAAAUAUCUUCACAGUGAUUUUGUUCGACUCCAUCACAGAUUUUGAAAUCAAGAAAUUUAACCCACUAACAUUAAAAUAAUUUCUUUAAAGUUAAGUAUAUAAAUUCAUACAGGCAGGAUAUUACUUAACACUAAUAAUCAUCUUGACCCCUGGUUCUGUUUUUAAAGACAUAAAUCACUAGAGCAGAACUGUAACAUUCGUUAAAGAUGGGAAUCACAGAAACCUUUUUUAAUAAAGUACUUAAUGUUCAAUAUGUUGAAUUCUACUUACACUCAAUUUAUCUCCCAAUUUCCAAGUCAGUAACCUAAGCAUUCUAUUCUACCCAGAGUAAUUAUGACAGCUGACCUAGGUAACACUCUCUAGUUCUUUGAGUCUGUUUUUCACUUAAUUUAUUCUAUAAGAAUUACAGAAUGACCAAAAUUAUUAAAUAAAAAUCACAUGUAAGAGAAUAACAUGAAAUCAGAUAAAUAAGUUUGAUAAAAGACAAAAGGAAUCCUUUCCUCAAUGUAGAAUAAUAAUUCCAUCUUUUACUUCAGAAGUAA